GGGGCGGGGUCACGUGGGGAGGUGAGAGGUGGCUGACGGGAGCUGGCUGGGCUGAGGGCCGCCGGGCCGGCGCCCGCCGCGAGCCAUGGGGCUGCCGGCCGCGUAGGGGCCAUGCCGCCGGGGCCCCACGCCUGCCCCGCUCCGCGCCGGGAUGGUGAACCUGGCGGCUAUGGUGUGGCGCCGGCUUUUGCGGAAGAGGUGGGUGCUCGCCCUGGUCUUCGGGCUCUCGCUGGUCUACUUCCUCACCAGCACCUUCAAGCAGGAGGAGAGGGCAGUGAGAGAUCGGAAUCUCCUCCAGGUCCAAGACCACGAUCAACCCAUCCCGUGGAAAGUACAGUUUAAUUUGGGCAAUAGUAGUCGGCCUAGCAACCAGUGCCGGAACUCCAUUCAGGGGAAACACCUCAUCACAGACGAACUGGGUUACGUCUGUGAGAGGAGAGACCUGCUGGUGAAUGGCUGCUGCAACGUCAACGCCCCUGGCACGAAGCAGCACUGCUGUGACGGCUGCCUGCCCAAUGGCUGCUGUAGCGCCUACGAGUACUGUGUCUCCUGCUGCCUCCAGCCCAGCAAGCAACUCCUCCUGGAGCGCUUCCUCAACCGGGCAGCUGUGGCAUUCCAGAACCUCUUCAUGGCAGUCGAAGAUCACUUUGAAUUGUGUUUGGCUAAAUGCAGGACCUCAUCCCAGGUUAUAGAUGCCAGUUGCAGAGCCCCGGAAGGCGCACACAGGCCCAGCCUAGGGCUCAGCAAGCUUUGUGCUGUGGGCAUGACUACCGUCCCAGAUACAGGGGAGGAACCCGAGACUGAAGAGGGAGAAGCUGCCGCCCAGGCCCUCCGCUCACACGCGGGGGCUGCGCUGAGGCUCGUCGUGUGCCCGGGGGCGGCGUGCCUGUGAGGAGCUCUCACUCCUGUCAGGAGAGAAACACGAGGUGCAGGCUUUGACCCUAAGACUCUCCCGGCUGUUCUCUCCCGAUGAGCGGCACUCCAAACGGAGAGAAAGGAGACCAACGUCCAUGGAGCAUCUUCUGUGGCACGUGCACCUCACGUUUUCCAGACCACCUGGUGAAGUAUCUGCAGUUGGGCCCGGAAGGAAUUGAGGCUCCUCGGGUUGACGUGAUUGACCAAAGCUGGCCCAGCUGGUGUGCGCGGAGUGGAGACCUGGCCUUGGCCGGUCAUACCGCAUGACUUGCUUUUUCCACCAGCCCUCCCAGAGGACGGGCGGUGGGGAGACAGCUUACCACAAGUCUUCAGGUCACAUAAGAACCACAGGAGCAGUUCUCCUGCGGCUUGGUACGUGACCUUAAGCACAAACCCUUGGGACAGGAACCAGAAAGCCGCUCACCCACCCGUGGUAGGGCAGGGGCGCUGGGGACCGGACCCAGGGCCUGUCCGAGUGGAGGCCCUCUGCCCACGACGGGCAGCAGGUGGCGCUGUGGCCCCGGUUUAACAAGGACAGCGGGAAGGUGGAAAGGAGGGGGGAAUCCAGAAAGAAAAACUAGUGGAAAACAAGGAUUUAAAAAGAAGAACAAUUUGUUCCAAAACAUUUGCCUUGUAACGGGGUCAUCUAUAAAUUCUGGGAUUUCCUGUUUGCCGCUGGGCAGGCUGGCGGGCGGGCAGGCCACUCUCUUCUCUGCAGUCUGGAAGAAUCAUUUCAGCCCAGCUCACGAGCUCUGGCCUCCCCUGGCCCAGAUUGGCUCUGAAAUUUCCCGGCUUUUGUGCCCGUAAGCCGGAUCCUGUGACAGCAGGUCUCCUUGAGCCGUGCUCCAGUUUCCACGGGGGUGGGAGGAGGAGUGAGAUCAUGGUCAUUUUUAAAGGAGAGACUGUCUUCAUGAGCACCCUGUGUUCUCCUGCUGCCAGACUUGUUUUAAGGCAUGAAGUAAGAGAGCAGAAUAAAAUGAAAGAGACAGAGGUGCA
This is a messenger RNA of Cervus elaphus (red deer), 1911 nucleotides long. It is a transcript of the gene SPRING1, whose product is annotated as SREBF pathway regulator in golgi 1. The transcript is spliced from 6 exons. The record is from RefSeq and is a predicted model, not a curated record. Gene Ontology annotation, biological process: positive regulation of SREBP signaling pathway. Bases 152 to 892 code for a protein of 246 amino acids. Lineage: Eukaryota; Metazoa; Chordata; Mammalia; Artiodactyla; Cervidae.